Messenger RNA from Portunus trituberculatus (swimming crab), 3132 nucleotides. RefSeq lists its product as uncharacterized. The record is from RefSeq and is a predicted model, not a curated record. Lineage: Eukaryota; Metazoa; Arthropoda; Malacostraca; Decapoda; Portunidae. Bases 215 to 2266 code for a protein of 683 amino acids. The transcript has 2 exons.
GAUAUUUCGGGAUUAGCCUUGCCAUUGAUCAUGGUGUGAGGUGUGAAGCGCGGGAGGGAGUGGUGAGGAAGCAGAGCGUGUGAGUGGUGAGCCAUGGUGGUGGUGACAGGACUGAGAGGCAUCAUGGCGGCGCCGGACCACGAGCAGGCUGCCGCUUUUUGUGGUUUUUAGGAACCUUUCGUCAUAUUCCCUUCAUGUUUAUACAAAUUGUGCAAUGCAGUGCCCAACACUAAUGGUGAAUGCAGUUUGUGGAGUGAGAAAUAACGUCAGUACAGCGGUUGUUUGCAUCAAAGGCUGCUGCAGCCCCGACUCAGACCAAACUUGGACAAAACACUUGGUGGCCACAAUGGAACACUUGACUGAUCAAGAGACUCAUGACUUGUCACAACUCACGGCCACCUCUCCCCAACCCUCACCUGCCUUAGUGCAACCAGGCAGGAGGGCAAGCCUGAAUGGUGGUGAGACUUGCCCACCCUCCUUCCACCAAAAGCCUGCCUCAGACUCCAGUGACAAGGAUUCCCUCUCCUCCUCCAAGCUCAUCCUUCACCUGGGAUGCGACAGUGAUGAAGAUGAGGAAGAAGAAUUAAGGAAUGUCAAGGAAGAUAAGGAGAACAGACUGCUGCUGCCUGCCUCACAGGAUCUGAAGCUAUGCACCAGGUUCACCCUCACACCAGUGGCAGGCAGGAGGGAGAGUAAGUGCUCCAGGGAACUGUUGGAUCUGACCACACCUCACCAGAGUACCUCAAAAUCUGUGGAUUGCCCUGAGCGACCCAGCAAAAUUUACCGCACCUCCACCAGCCACGCUGAGAGCUCUAUCUCCUGCCGUUUGCUGUUUUCCACUAACGUAGCCUCGCCUGCCACCAUCGCCAAAGAGGGGGAGUCCAACGAUCACAGGCACCUUGUUCUUGCCGCCACCAGCCAGCACAGCAUGCCCCCUCACUCCAAGGAUGGCUCACCACCUCUCUCCACUUCUCUGAGUGAACAAGCACUCAUGUUCAAGGGAGAUGGAGAAGAAUUGCCGACACCCAUCCACUCCCCAAGGUCCUCGCCGUCCUCCUCCUCUUGUAGUGACUGUGAAGUGUGUUCUUCUGCAUCAUCUGCCAUCAUAUCUUCAUCCUCUCCAUUAUCGCCUCCUGUUUUUUUCCUCCUGAGCCCUGAUAAGUUCACUGUUGCAUCCAGCGCUGAGGAGGAGCUGGAAAUCCCUGCCAAGGAUGAAGUGAAGGACCCUCCUCCUUGUGACAGUGAAGACAUGUCUCAGGAAUGCAAGGUAGAACAUCAGAACCCACAUGACUCAGCUGAGGAUACCAAGGAGGAUGUGAAGGAACCCCUAGUGUGUGCCUUGGAUGAAGUGAAGGAAGCAGAGGAGGAGGUGGUGGUGUCUGCUCUACCUGUUUCUGUCAAGAUGCAAAGUGAACCCAUGGAGGUCAGCUUUGCCCCAUCCAGUACAGGGAGUGUGCACAGUAACUGGACAGCUAUCAGUGGUAUCAGUCCCCUGCCAUCCAGCGACCCCACUCACCUACACCACCACCGACACCGACACCAUCACUGCCACCACCAUCAUGGCCACCACCACCACCACCACCACCACCGACAUACCACUGGGAAAAGUCGUGACAAGGCAGCAAAUCACAAUGACAUCUUGGUGACCAGCACACCAAUCCACCAGAGGCGUGUUGCCGAGGUGGUGAACGUGUCAUCGGUCACCUCCAGCCAGGACGUGUUUGUGGAGCCCAGCAGGUUUGUUGUCUCCUCGGAGCUCGUGUCACCAGAGCCUUGUACGGAAGCAGAGAAUGACUUAAUCACAUCGAUAGCCAGCAGUGAUACAAAGCACCAAGACCAGUGCCCUGACUCCAUGGUGCUGCCAGUGCUGCUGCAGAGUGGCUCGUCCCACAGCACAGCAUUGGGAGACACGCAGCUGAAAAGCUUGAGAAGCCUGAGUGAGAAUGCAAAUGCUGUGAGAACCAAAGAUAGUGAGGGAGAAAUGCAAUGCAACAUUAAGAAGAAGAAGAAAAGGACUGAUAAAGAAGAGCCACAGCGUUCACCAGUAAAGACAAGGAAGCUGCAACCCAGGCCAUUGUUUGUCGCUAACUUUGCUAAAAGUCGUCCUCUCACUAAGAAAGAAGCCAGAAUUCUCUCCUCAACUCCUGUGAACUUCUCGGAAAGCUUCUUACUGCAAGAGGACGCUUCCUCGCACUGCCACUCCUUCACGUUCGGCCAAUCUUUCUGUGGCGGCAGUGUUGAGCGCAAGUUGUCUGUCUCUAUGUAGCAGAUGCAGCUUAGAUUUGACACAAAGGAAGCCAAAGGAAGAGAACACUAGUGGAGACAUGUUGGUUUAUUGUGUGCCUGAUUUCCUUUUCCUUAUUAUUGACAUCAGGUAUUCAUAUCGCUAUGUUCUAGACGGAAGCAGUGCAUUUACCCAGCUGUGUUGUGUGGAGGCUGCACAAGCUUGGUAUGCCUUUAAUACUGUGCCUUUUCAGUGUAUUAGUUUUGAAUGCAAUCAGUCUUAGAUGGAUGUAUAUGGUGAAAUGGGUGUUUUUGUGAAUAUUAGUUGUUUUUUUUUUUUUCUCUCUCUCUCUCUCUCUCUCUCUCUCUCUCUCUCUCUCUCUCUCUCUCUCUCUCUCUCUCUCUCUCUCUCUCUCUCUCUCUCUCUCCUUUUUAGGAGAUAUUGAAGUCAGAUUUAUUUUACGAGAUUGUUUUUAUAUUUAUCCUCUCCUUUUCUCUGGUUUUACUAUUUUUUUCUAUUGUGUCACAUUCUAAAGUUUUCUUUUUUUAGGCAUAUUUUACAUUUAGAAGAUACGGUUGUUUAAUUGACUUUGUGAGUGAGAUUUUCUUCUUUUUUUUUUUUCCUCCCUUGUUUCCUUAUUGCUCUACCUCUUCAUUUUUUUUCCCCCCUUUCCACUUGACGCUUCUUGCCAUCUCACCAUUCCACCUUGAUUCUGUUCUACCUCGGUCUUUUUCCUUCCCACCUGACACUCUUCUCACCAUCUCACCAUUCCACUCCUUGUUGUUGUGGUUCAAAUACUUGUUAGGCAUCACUGGUGUCUUGAUUGGUGAGCGAUUCUUUCAGUAUUGUUGCUUGGUGCCACAUGAAUACCUUACCUUUCAUGGAACCUCAAUAAAGUGACCUUAAUA